Messenger RNA from Cladophialophora yegresii CBS 114405, 1428 nucleotides. RefSeq lists its product as uncharacterized. Gene Ontology annotation, biological process: transmembrane transport. Gene Ontology annotation, molecular function: transmembrane transporter activity. The transcript has a single exon. The record is from RefSeq and is a predicted model, not a curated record. The coding region runs from base 1 to 1428 and encodes 475 amino acids. Gene Ontology annotation, cellular component: fungal-type vacuole membrane. Lineage: Eukaryota; Fungi; Ascomycota; Eurotiomycetes; Chaetothyriales; Herpotrichiellaceae.
AUGGACGCUGCUUCGCUGCCUUCCGUCCAAGAGGUCCACUCAAAUGACCUAGGAAGGCAUGAGCUGGCAUAUUUUACCGAGACCAGCAAGGAGGAAUCAGGGUCUACAGUACCUGCAUUUUCAAACCCACAACCAGACGUCGACGACAGCAACAAGCACAUCGACACUAUCAACGUCGAAGACCCCGAAACGAAUUCGCUUCCCAACGACGAGUUCCCCGAGGGCGGCCUUCAGGCAUGGCUAGUCCUAACAGGUGCAUGCCUCGCUCUAUUUGCUUCGUUUGGCUUUAUGGUCUCCAUUGGUACUGUCCAGGAAUACCUUCAAACCCACCAACUCUCAGCCUAUACAUCCCGCGACAUUGGAUGGAUACCUUCCGUCUUCGUUUACCUCGCCCUCGGACUGGGCAUAUGGGUCGGGCCGCUCUUUGACCGUUAUGGACCACGCUGGAUUGCCCUGCUUGGUAGCAUAAGUUACAUCGUCAUGGUAUUCCUCCUUGCAGAGUGCCAGAAAUACUGGCAAUUCCUGUUGUGUCUGGGCUUUCUGGGAGGAAUUGGAGGUGCAACCCUGACAACGACAAGUUUGGCAGUGGUCUCCCACUGGUUCAAGCGGCGACGAGGGCUUGCUCACGGCAUCGCGAUGGUUGGGUCAUCGUUUGGCGGUUUCACAAUCCCGUUGAUCCUACGCGACACGCUGCCCAAGUACGGCUAUGCGUGGUCGAUGCGCAUUCUAGGCUUUCUAUUCUUCGGCUGCUUAGCCAUCGCGAACGUAUUGAUGAAACCACGUCUUCCACCCUCUCCCGAUGCACGGAAGCAGGCCAUCAUCAGUCUCAGUUUGUUUGGGGACCUGAAGUUCACGUUCCUCACCAUCAGCGUCUUUGCAUUUGAGAUCGUCCUCUUUGGUGCGCUGGGGAUCCUCCCGACAUACGCAAACUACGGCACUGGGUUUCCUCAUGAUACCGGCUUUUACAUCAUCUCUGUGCUGAACGCAAGCAGCUGCUUCGGACGAAUUAUUCCGGGAUAUAUAUCCGACUCGAUCGGUCGGUUCAAUACGUUGCUGGCCAUGAUCCUCUUUACACUUCUGCUGAUGCUGAUUAUCUGGCUUCCAUUCGGUCAUAAUUCCCUCGCCGCACUAUACGUUUUCUGCACGUUGUUUGGAUUCGGCACCGGCAGCUGGAUGGCGCUAACACCGGCAUGUAUCGGUCAGCUCUGUGAAGCAGACCAGUUUGGGCGAUUCUAUGGCACUUGCUAUUUUAUCGGGAGUUUGGCUGCAUUGGUGUGUAUCCCCAUCAGUGGCCAAUUGGUGGAGGCGGCGGGUGCGAGGGUAAUGGUGGGCUUUAUGUGUGCUGUCACCGCCUUGGGCAUGGGAACCUUCGUGCUCAGUCGAUGGGCUUGCCUGGGCUGGCGGUGGAGGUGGAGGGUGAAGGUGUAA